This is a messenger RNA of Moneuplotes crassus, 1698 nucleotides long. The record is from the annotation of a GenBank genome assembly. Lineage: Eukaryota; Ciliophora; Spirotrichea; Euplotida; Euplotidae.
UUUCAUUUCGUCAAAGGAUUCUAUAAUGAAACGCAUCACAGAGACUCAGCAUCUAAGAAGUAGUUUUGCUGAACCUUUGUUACCACUAAACUUGAUCAGUGUGAGCAAAAGAGUGAAAUAAAUCUCCCUCACCAACCUUCAACAACUCUAGAAUGACUUCUAAACCAAAAACAGUCAUAAGAGAUUCUUCUGUGAUAAUUAGAGGAGACAAGAAUAAAAUCACCCAUUUAUAAGUUUUAAGAAAAGAGCAUCUCCAUCGAAGAAAGUAAAUACUUCUUUAGCUAGCCUUAAGCAGAAGAGACCAAGCACUAUUCUAGAGACACUUGGGGGCAAAAUUGGUCGAAGAAUGAACCAAGAGAUGUCAAAAUAAAGAAUCUUCUUUUAUCCUUAAUAAUGUCAAAAGAGCAAUUCAUACAAGAAAGAGCAGCCCUACUUAUGCGAAUAAGUCAUUCGAUGCAGGAUGGGUACCUUCAAAGUUUGUCGACAAGUCUAAUCGGAAAUCAAAAUUUGUUCCCACAAAAAGGUCUGGGUCAAAUUUAUACAAUGAACCGUCACCUAAAUCCAAAAGGAAAAAUGCUGACAAGCUCAAGCUGCAAGAAAAGAGUAUCAGAAGAGAGUACGAAGAGAAGAUGAAUACCAUGAAAAAGAGAUAUGAAGAUAUGAUAUCGACUUUAAAAUCUACCCUCAGUCAAGCUUUGAAAAAUAAGAAAGAAUCAAUACAAAGUAAUAAGGAGAAAACUAGAGAAAUUGUAGUAAAAUAACACCCAAAAAUUAGUUCACAAAGCACAGAUUAGUAGCUUAAGGAAGAAAGUCAGUAUAAUCUCCAAGAAAAACAACCGUUUGGCGAUGCAGCUAGAAGAUGUGACUAUGAAAUUGCAAAAUGUUACAGAAAACCUGAGGCUUGCACAGAAAGAAUUACAUAGUCUUAAGUAUUAUGAGACCAAGCAUCAUAAUAUUGAUGUUAGCGAGAUGCAUAAAACUGUGAGAAACCUUGAAAAUGAGUUAGAGAUGUAUAGGAAAAAGAACGCUCCUCAAAAAGGAGUCAAAUUUACCAAUAAAAUCUGAACUGUGUGAAAGAGCCAGAUUGAUAAAUACAGUAACAGAGUCAAGAAAAUAGUUGUCCAAGGAGGAAGAAAUAGAGACCAUGCUUACCCUGCCAACGUCUUUCUUUCUAGUGAUGAAGAAGAGGACAGAAAAGAAAAACGAAAAGUACUAAUUGAUCAACAAGAGGGCAUCAUGAAGGAAGUCUUAGGUGAACUCAAAGGUUAUACAGUCGAUGUCGAAAGUUUCGGACAAACAGUAUCUAUCAAAGACUCUGAAGAUGACGAUGGCGAACCUUUUCUGAUCAUGAAAAUUAGUCCACCUAAUGAUAAAGAAUCAGAAAGGUUUCUCAAGAAGUAUUUAGCACUUUCUAAUAGUAAGAAUGAUGAAAAGCUCGAGAGGCUAAGUGAUAGUGACUUUGAUAGUGAAGGUGAAAAGCUAAUUAAACCAGGAGAUUUAUUAAGGGAAGCACAAAGUCCUAGCCCAACAUCAGUUAAUCGAUUUCUAGAACCAUCAUUAGGAAUUAAACGUCGAUUAAAAAGGCCAAAGAAUAUAUUUGCUAAGAGACCAAGCCAGAAAUUUGAUUUAAGAGAUGAUAUUGAAUCUGCUAUUCUUGAAAAAGGAAAUGCUUCUGCUUUGCUUCAAAAUAACUUCUAA